GUUUCUUGACGUUCAGACUUCGACGAAGAAUCGACACAAGCAUCGGUACAUUUCUCACUGUCUAAAAUACAUUUCAGUCAUGGACACAGGUGUCGUGAUGAAGACUUUUGCUCUGAUCAGUGUUUUUCUUCUUCCUGACUUUGCUGUCAGUUCAAGCAGGUAAAUAAAAUCUGCAUUUGUCUGAGAACAAAAGUGAAAGUAAAACAUUGCACUUCCUUUAAAAUGUCUGUUAACGUCAAAACUUAACUUUGUUACAUUACACAUGUAGAUAAACUUUCAAUGACAUUUGUGUUUAUUAAGAACAUAAAGAAUAUUUACUAAAAAGUAAAUAUCGAUGAAUAACUUGGUGUUAAACAUGGCAGAGACCUUUUGUUAUUACCAUCUGAGGUUAAUCGGUCGUGUUUAGAUGGUAACCCUCUCAUGUUCUAAUUUUUGAGCGUUCCUGUUGAUGCUUCCGCCACACGCCUUUCAUCUUAUUAAUGAUAAAGAGCAUUAAAUAUUUUUAGUUGAUGAAUGCAUUUGUGUGUGUAGCACUGUAUCAAGUUCUGUUCUUUUUGUCGUGUUGUUAGUACAACUGGUAAUGUUAAUCCUGUAGCCUAUGUCACAGUUACUGUUAUGGUCUUUACUCUUCCUGUCUUUGUAACCUGUUUCAAAUAGCUUUUUUUUUUUUCUAGAUGAUGAUGAAACUCAUUAUUAAUAUUGUUAUUAUUAUUAAGAGUCCUGCAAUGUUUACACGUACGUGCCCUGCAUUACAAUGGAUUCAAAACAGACCUUUUAAAAUAAUCUUUUACUGUGCAUAAAUAUAACAUUGUAAUCUACGUGUAAUAUAGAGAUUGCUAAUGUGAUGUCAUCGUGACGUAUUACCAGUGGUGAACGCAAAGCAUUUUGGGAAUCCGCGGCACAAACAGAAGGCGCCAGACUUGAUUGCAUGGAGGGAAGAACGCAGUGUUCAAGCUUGGAAAAAUAAUAGUACAAGCCAUGUUUCAGAGGUGACAAAAAGGCGACGAAUGGCAUGGAUAGCAGCAGUAAGGAGGCCCAAGAUUACCUUUGAUAACACUCCACCACACAUGAUGGUGUGUUCAAAGCAUUUUCACAAAGGCUAACCUGCCUAUGAAAUGUUGGAGUGUAAUCCUGACUGGGCCCCUUCUCUGUACCUCGGCCAUACUGAGGUCAAAGCUACGAACACAGACCGGUUCAAGUGGUUUAGGAGAAGAGCGACGAGUUCACAACAACAGCAACCCCCAUCGCUAGGCACUGACAACACUGGUCCUGAGGCUGAGUUGGAAGCUCACAUGAAUCAACCUCUAUCGCCAGGCACUGACCACACUGGUCCUGAGGCUGAGUUGGAAGCUCACAUGAAUCAACCUCCAUCGCCAGGCACUGACCACACUGGUCCUGAGUUGGAUAAUGCAGCACCUUUAUACCCAGACAACACUACACCUGCAACCAGUAAAAAGCAGAACACCGAGAACUGUGGCUUUCUUCAGAAGCUCUCGCCUGGAGACCUAGUGUUAGCGGACCGUGGAUUUGAUAUUAAAGAAAGUGUUGCCCUUGUGGGUGCUACACUGAAAAUACCUGCCUUCACCAGGGGCCAUCACCAACUUAAUGCAAAAAAUGUGGAACAGACCAGGAAGUUAGCUCAUGUCAGGAUCCACAUGGAGCGAGUGAUAGGGUGUAUGCGCUCUAAGUUUAACAUAUUAAAUGACACAAUACGCCUGGGAUUUGUGGUGUCUUGUGAGGGGGAGGAUAAAACUGCUGGAUAAAAUUGUGGUUGUGUGCUGUGCUUUGACCAAUAUGUGUCCAAGUAUUGUUGUGAAGCCGUCAUGUUAGAAUUAAACACCAUGCUCACAUCUAAUAUGUAAAUAUGUUUUUUUCAAAAGAUUUUGUAAUGUCACUUCUCACAUGUAAUGAUUUUUAGCCAUCUCUGUAAAUAAAAUACAC
Molecule: messenger RNA, 1941 nt
Organism: Xyrauchen texanus (razorback sucker)
Lineage: Eukaryota; Metazoa; Chordata; Actinopteri; Cypriniformes; Catostomidae
Exons: 4
Coding region: 1116-1763 (215 amino acids)
Source: RefSeq, a predicted model, not a curated record